AUCAGCAACCUCGGUAUGCUGCUGCAUGACCGGGGCGACCUAGACGGCGCGGAGGCGCUGUACCGCGAGGCGCUGGAGGCGCAGCGAGAGACGCUCGGCGACCGGCACCCGAACACGCUCACCUCGAUCAACAACCUCGGCAGGCUGCUGGCGGCCAAGGGCGACCUGGACGGCGCGGAGGCGCUGUACCGCGAGGCGCUGGAGGGGCAGCAAGAGACGCUCGGCGGCCGGCAACGCUGCUUCGCGAGGCGCUGGAGGCGAGGCGAGAGACGCUCGGCGACCGGCACCCGGAGUACGCUCACCUCGAUCAACAACCUCGGUAUGCUGCUGUAUGACAAGGGCGACCUGGAUGGCGCGGCGCCGCUGCUUCGUGAGGCGCUGGAGGCGGGCCGAAAGAAGCUCGGCGACCGGCACCCGGACACGCUGAUCUCGAUCAACAACCUCGGCCAGCUGCUGGAGGCCAAGGGCGACCUGGACGGCGCGGAGGCGCUGUACCGCGAGGCGCUAGCGGGGCAGCGAGAGACGCUCGGCGACCGGCACCCGCGCACGCUCAUCUCGAUC
Molecule: messenger RNA, 561 nt
Organism: Emiliania huxleyi CCMP1516
Lineage: Eukaryota; Haptophyta; Isochrysidales; Noelaerhabdaceae
Exons: 1
Molecular function (GO): protein binding
Source: RefSeq, a predicted model, not a curated record